Alternaria arborescens is the source of this 1242-nucleotide messenger RNA. RefSeq lists its product as hypothetical. Bases 1 to 1242 code for a protein of 413 amino acids. The transcript is spliced from 2 exons. The record is from RefSeq and is a predicted model, not a curated record. Lineage: Eukaryota; Fungi; Ascomycota; Dothideomycetes; Pleosporales; Pleosporaceae.
AUGUACACGAACAUUGUCUCUGUGCUCGCCCUGGCCGGCGCUGCUCAGGCCCACAUGUCGAUGUACUACCCGGCUCCCUUAGGAGGAGCCCCUGCCAUCAACAAGCAAUCAACGGAGCUUGACCCCGAGUUCAACUUCCCGCUUGGCUGCUGUGGCCCUGACGGUGGUGACAGCAGGCCCUCUCCUGGUAUUUGCCGCGGUCACCUUGACAAGUUCGACACUGAGGAUGCUACUGUCACCUGGCAGCCUGGACAAGACGCUUACUUCCAACUGACAAACUAUGACUACGACCCAGCGGCGCCUGGUGGUACCCACUCUGGAGGAUCUUGCCAGGUCGGUUUCUCGACCGACAAGGGCAAGACAUGGAAGAUGGCCGCUUCAUACCACGGUGCUUGCCCACAUGCCACCGAGGAUGGAUCACCUGAGGCCCAGACCUUCGACUUCAAAGUACCUACUGGCAUGCCUGAAGGUGAUGCUAUCUUCGGUUGGGUAUGGCUCAAUCGCGAACACGAGUCAUUCAUGAACUGUGCUAAAGUCCACAUUGGUUCUGGCUCUGGUGCUGGCUCUGGCGAUAGCACCGAGCCCAGCGAGCCAUCUCAGUCUGCAACGCAGCCCGAGCAACCAGCAUACUCCGAGACUGAGCCUGAGGAGACUCCUCAGCCAACUUCCGCACAGCCUGAGGCUCCCGCCGAGGACGAUAAGAGCUCCGAGCAAUCGCCACCCGCUUCGCCUGUCGAGGAUAGCCCGGCUGUCGUUGUUACCACUGUCGUAGCUACUACUAUCUACGAGCAGUACCAGCCCACACAGACAGCGACCAACGACUCUGAAGCCUCCGAGGGGACUGACGACUCAAGUGACGGCCACUGGUGGAACCGUCCUCACCAGAAGGUUAAGGCAGGCACUCGUCGUUAUGCAGUUGACGGCUCUCGCUGUGAGUGCCGUCGUGACGAGCUUACCCUUGCGGCUCGCUGCUCCUGCGAUUCUACCAACAAGGCCGUCGAGCGCAAGGCUCUUCGCAUGCACCGCCGCACCUUCUACAAGCGUGUUGAUGCGUGUGAUUGGAACUCGGCCCCCAGAAUGGAAGUAUCGUACUUCACUGAGGAUGCCAACUGCGCCCCCAAUGCUAAGUCUCACAUGCCUGAGAGCGACACUUUUGAGUUGGGCUGGGAUGUCAACUGUGGUGUCGUUGAUGGCCAGAGUGAGUAUGAGAUCAAGACCAUGAGCUGUGACAUGUAUGGUUAG